Schistocerca nitens (vagrant locust) is the source of this 1870-nucleotide messenger RNA. RefSeq names its product tubulin gamma-1 chain. The record is from RefSeq and is a predicted model, not a curated record. Bases 110 to 1465 code for a protein of 451 amino acids. Gene Ontology annotation, biological process: microtubule nucleation; meiotic spindle organization; mitotic sister chromatid segregation. Gene Ontology annotation, molecular function: GTP binding; structural constituent of cytoskeleton. Gene Ontology annotation, cellular component: gamma-tubulin complex; nucleus; centrosome. The transcript has 10 exons. Lineage: Eukaryota; Metazoa; Arthropoda; Insecta; Orthoptera; Acrididae.
AUUUCUGCGUGUGGUAACACUGCUGUCAUCAAACUGGAGGGAAAUGGGCGGAUAGUAUUGAAGUAAUAGUUUAUAUUGUAAGCGUGGAAAAAGAAUUAAUUGUGCCAAAAUGCCUUCUGAAAUGAUCACAUUGCAAUUGGGACAAUGUGGAAAUCAAAUUGGUUUUGAAUUCUGGAAACGCCUUUGUGCUGAACAUGGUAUUAGCCCCGAAGGAAUUCUAGAACCCUUUGCUACUGAAGGAAACGAUAGGAAAGAUGUUUUCUUCUACCAGGCCGAUGAUGAGCAUUACAUUCCACGUGCAGUGUUACUGGAUUUGGAGCCAAGGGUCAUUCAUACAAUAAUGAAUUCUCCAUAUGCAAAGUUAUACAAUCCAGAGAACAUUUACUUAUCAAAGCAUGGAGGAGGUGCAGGGAAUAACUGGGCAUCAGGGUACAGUCAAGGAGACAAAUUACAGGAGGAAAUAUUUGAUAUAAUUGACAGAGAAGCUGAUGGAAGUGACAGUUUGGAGGGUUUUGUCUUGUGUCAUUCCAUAGCUGGAGGAACUGGCUCUGGAAUGGGCUCCAACCUGCUGGAAAAAUUAACAGAUCGUUACCCAAAGAAACUUAUACAAACAUAUAGUGUGUUUCCAAACCAAGAUGAAAUCAGUGAUGUGGUGGUUCAGCCGUACAACUCGCUGUUGACACUGAAAAGACUGACUCAGAAUGCAGACUGUGUUGUUGUGUUGGACAACACAGCUCUUAACCGCAUUGCUACUGACAGAUUGCAUAUACAGAAUCCCUCAUUUGCACAGAUUAACACACUCGUUUCAACCAUCAUGUCUGUUUCUACUACAACACUCAGGUAUCCAUCCUACAUGAACAACGAUCUUAUUGGCCUCAUAGCUCCAUUAAUUCCAACACCACGUCUUCAUUUUCUGAUGACAGGCUAUACACCACUUACAACAGACCAAGAGGCAGCAUCUGUUAGGAAAACUACUGUAUUAGAUGUUAUGAGGCGUCUUCUUCAACCAAAAAACAUGAUGGUAUCAACUGUCCAUGACCGUACUUCAGCACAUUGCUACAUCUCUAUACUGAAUAUCAUACAGGGAGAAGUAGAUCCAACCCAAGUACAUAAGUCCCUACAACGUAUCAGAGAGCGAAAGUUGGCAAAUUUCAUUCCAUGGGGCCCUGCGAGUAUACAGGUUGCUCUUUCCAGGAAGUCUCCUUAUAUUCAAAGUGCACAUCGUGUGUCUGGUCUCAUGUUAGCCAACCACACAAAUAUUUCAUCACUAUUUGAACGAGCCCUGCAGCAAUACGACAAACUUCGCAAGCGUGAAGCGUUCUUGGAGCAAUUUCGCAAGGAACCAAUGUUCCAGGACUCGCUGGAAGAGUUAGAUCUGUCUCGGCAAACUGUACAGGAUCUAGUUGAAGAAUAUAAGGCGGCAACACGCCCUGACUACUUGACUUGGGGAGCUUCAUCAGAAUAAUUGAAAAUUAAUGAAUAUGUGCAUUACAUUUAAGCAUUAUUAAAUAAAAAGCUUAAAUGUGAUGCACUCAACUUUGUGUAUAUUAUUUGUACAUAAGCCAUACUGUACUGAAGGAAGUCCAUACUGUAUCAAAGAAAGUAAAAUGUUCAAAUGUUAUGGUAACAUAGUUCACAUUAGUUUCUUGUGCUCUGUUACUGGUUUUGAAAGAAACAGACUUGUAUUAUUUUUACCUAUCAUAGGGCACUAUUGUGUUGUUCGUCUGUGAUUAGUGUCUAUUAAUUCACUGUGUGUGUGCAUGUGCACACGCAUGUGUAACAUUUAUUUUGUGCAUGUUUGUAAACUUUUUGACCAAUUAUUAGUUUGAGAAAGAACCCUUUUUAUGUUUUGUGGAAGUACAAUAGUACA